Exophiala aquamarina CBS 119918 is the source of this 1077-nucleotide messenger RNA. RefSeq lists its product as uncharacterized. Lineage: Eukaryota; Fungi; Ascomycota; Eurotiomycetes; Chaetothyriales; Herpotrichiellaceae. Gene Ontology annotation, biological process: G protein-coupled receptor signaling pathway. The record is from RefSeq and is a predicted model, not a curated record. Gene Ontology annotation, cellular component: heterotrimeric G-protein complex. The transcript has 2 exons. Gene Ontology annotation, molecular function: GTPase activity; G protein-coupled receptor binding; GTP binding. Bases 1 to 1077 code for a protein of 358 amino acids.
AUGGGUUGCAUAGGUUCGAAGGUUGACUCUAGUGAGAAGGAGGCUGCACAGCAAAAUGCACGCAUUGAACGUCAGCUACGACAAGACAGAAAGCAACACUCUCGGACGGUGAAGAUCCUCCUCCUCGGUGCCGGUGAAUCUGGUAAAUCUACCAUUAUCAAACAAAUGCGAAUCAUCCAUUCUAGUGGAUUCCAAGAUGAUGAGCGUGUUCAAGUGAAGGCUGUGAUUUACUCGAACCUUAUUGUCGCUUUCCGCGUCCUCAAUGAGAUCAUGCAGGAUGAAAAGAUCGACUUCGCCAGUGACGAGAACGAAGCAUACGCCGAACUCUUGGACGGAAUUGACGCUGAUGUUGAUGCACAUGAAGCUUUCCGGGACAAAAAAGUCAAAGAGGCGAUGGUUGCCCUGUGGAAGGACACUGGUGUCCAAAAGGCUGUUUCCAAGGGCCACGAAUUUGCUCUGCAUGACAAUCUGAACUACUACUUCCAGGGCAUUGAUCGCAUGUUUGACCCGGAUUGGACUCCUAACAAUCAAGACGUGCUCCACGCCCGCCUCCGUACUACGGGCAUCACCGAGACCGUUUUCGACCUGCGCGAGCUGACCUUCCGAAUGAUGGACGUGGGUGGCCAGAGAUCAGAGCGCAAGAAAUGGAUCCACUGUUUUGAAGGGGUACAGUGCCUAUUGUUCAUGGCUGCGCUGUCCGGCUAUGACCAAUGCCUCGUCGAAGACGUCAAUGCCAAUCAAAUGCACGAAGCGCUCAUGCUCUUUGAGUCACUCGUCAAUGGAGAGUGGUUCAAAGACAAGCCCAUCAUCUUGUUCUUGAACAAAAUCGACUUGUUCCGGGAGAAGCUUCCUAUAUCGUCCCUGUCAGCACAUUUUCCAGACUAUCAGGGCAAGGACGCAGAUGAAGAAGCCGCCAAACAGUUCUUCGCAAACCGUUUCCGGACCAUCAAUCGAAACAGUGAUCGAGAAAUCUACAUUCACUUCACAAACGCUACCGAUACCAACCUACUGAAAGCCACCAUGGAAGACGUACAAGAUAUCCUGAUUCAAAAGAACCUUCAACGACUUGUUUUGUAA